Molecule: messenger RNA, 1741 nt
Organism: Suncus etruscus (white-toothed pygmy shrew)
Lineage: Eukaryota; Metazoa; Chordata; Mammalia; Eulipotyphla; Soricidae
Gene: TSC22D4
Product: TSC22 domain family member 4
Exons: 4
Coding region: 58-1263 (401 amino acids)
Biological process (GO): regulation of transcription by RNA polymerase II; response to osmotic stress
Source: RefSeq, a predicted model, not a curated record
CCCCACAAUCCCCCUUGGACCCGCACGCGUGGUUGCGCGCGGAGCCCCCCAAACACCAUGAGUGGCGGCCGGAAGAAAAGUAGUUUCCAGAUCACCAGCGUCACCACGGACUACGAGGGCCCGGGGAGCCCCGGGGGAUCGGAGCCCCCCACCCCGCCAACCCCCGCUGCACCUCCACCCCGCCUGCCCAACGGGGAGCCCAACCCGGAGCCGGGGGGCAAGAGCACCCCCAGAAACGGAUCCCCGCCACCCGGGGCCCCGGCUGCCUCCCGCUUCCGGGUGGUGAAGUUGCCCCAUGGUCUGGGGGAGCCCUAUCGGCGAGGCCGCUGGACGUGUGUGGAUGUUUACGAGCGGGACCUGGAGCCCCCCACCUUUGGCCGCCUCUUGGAGGGCAUCCGAGGAGCCUCCGGGGGCACUGGGGGCCGGUCUCUGGAUUCCAGGCUGGAGGUGGCCACCCUGGGCCUAGGCAUUCCCACCCCCCAGCCUGGCUUCUCUCAGGGCCCUACCUCCUGGCUGCGCCCGCCCCCCAGCUCCCCAGGACCUCAGGCCCGCUCCUUAACUGGAGGGCUGGGCCAGAUGGGGGUGCCCAGCAAGGCCAGAGUGGAGACACCCCCCUUGUCAGCCUCGCCACCGCAGCAGCAGCUGCAGCAGCGCCCCCCAGAGCCCGGGACCCGGGACAGCGCGGCCACAUCCAGGGCCUCCACACCCCAGCCCUCCCUGAAGGUAGAAGCAGAGUCUGGGGGCUCAGCUGGGGGCACCCCGCCCCUGUUCCAAGCAAAGGAUGGAGCCAUGCGUCUGAGAAUGGAGCUGGUGUCACCGGAAGAAAUGGGUCAGAUGCCAUUGCUGCGCCCCGACUCCCGCCCCAGCUCCCCCGCCCUCUUCUUCUUCCCUGACACCAAUCUGGGCCACAAGUCUCCAGACCCUUUGGGAGCGGCGGCCGCCCAGAGCCUCAGCCUGGCCCGCUCCAUGCUGGCCAUCAGCGGCCACCUGGACAGUGACAUCGACAGCUCUGGAAACCUGGUGGGAAUUGACAACAAGAUCGAGCAAGCUAUGGACUUGGUGAAGUCGCACCUCAUGUUCGCGGUACGUGAGGAGGUAGAAGUGCUCAAGGAACAGAUCCGGGAGCUGGCAGAGCGGAACGCGGCGCUGGAGCAGGAGAAUGGGUUGCUGCGCGCCCUGGCCAGUCCUGAGCAGCUGGCCCAACUGCCCUCCGGGGGGCUGCCCCGUCUGGGUCCCCCUGCACCCAACGGGCCCUCGGUCUGAGCCCCCCCCUUCCCUCACAAUGUGCCUUUGGGGGCUGCCCCGGUUGCCACCCCCUUUCCUAUGCAGCUUUAAUGCCUCCUGGACCCCCGGGGAUGGGAGUUGAAGGUGCAGAAUUGGCCUGUCUGUCCCCCGUCCCCCUCAGCUGCCCCCCACCUUCCUAGAACUGCUCAGAGUAUCAAGGGACUGGGCUGGGUCAUCUUGGGUGUCCAGAUGGGGGGGAGGAAGGACUUCAGGAUGCGGUGUUCGGGGAGCACCCUUCCACGGAGGCCUAGCCCCUCCCCAUCCUAGGAUGUGGGAGCUCCAGCAGCAGAUGACUUGGGGGCUCCCUUAGAGAUGCCCCACUUUGCCCCACUUUUUCCCCUGCAGCACCCCUCCUCUCUACCCCUGGGGGAGGGAGAAUGGACAGUAUCUGGAAGUUGUGGGAUUCAGGUUGUUCUGAAAAUAAUAAUUAUAAUUAAAAAUUCUGAAGAAACUUGAA